This is a messenger RNA of Geodia barretti, 690 nucleotides long. The record is from the annotation of a GenBank genome assembly. NCBI's taxonomy places the organism in Eukaryota, Metazoa, Porifera, Demospongiae, Tetractinellida, Geodiidae.
AUGGCCGUCGAGCUGCGACUCCCCUGCCUCUGCCUCGUCGCCGACUGCUCCGUCGUGGGCCCCGGCGAGUUGCCCGCCCGCGUGGCCGCCGCGGUCGAGGGCGGUGUCAAUCUCGUCCAGUUGCGCGCCAAGGAAAUGCCCGGCGGCCGGCUCUUGUCGCUGGCCCGGGAACUCAAGCGUCUGUCUGGGCAGCGGGCCGUCCUGCUCAUUAACGAGCGGGUGGACGUCGCGGUCGCGGCUUUCGCCGACGGAGUCCAGUUGGGCGAAGAGGCUCUCCCGAUCCCUGCGGCCAGCGGGCUGUUGUCGCCCGGCUCCCUAAUCGGCCGCUCCGUGCAUUCCGUGGAUGGCGCGGUCAAUGCGACCGAGGGCGGCGCCGACUUGCUGGUAGUUGGCACCAUGUUCGCCACCGACUCCCACCCCGGCGCGGAACCGGCAGGCCCGCCGCUGGUGCGCGACGUCGCCAGCCGCUGCAGCCUGCCGCUCAUCGGCAUCGGGGGCAUCACCCCAGGCAAUCUCGACGCCGUAAUCGCUGCAGGCGCCUCCGGCGUUGCCGUCAUUCGCAGCAUUCUGGCAGCAGAUGAUCCUGCCGCUGCCUCCCGCGAGAUGCUAUCCUCGUUGCAGGCAUCCUGGCGGGAGCACAGGGCCCUGUCGGAUAAUGGUGUCCAAAUCGAGACCGGUCGCCCAACCUGA